This is a messenger RNA of Microdochium trichocladiopsis, 1635 nucleotides long. RefSeq names its product major facilitator superfamily domain-containing protein. The coding region runs from base 1 to 1635 and encodes 544 amino acids. Gene Ontology annotation, biological process: transmembrane transport. NCBI's taxonomy places the organism in Eukaryota, Fungi, Ascomycota, Sordariomycetes, Xylariales, Microdochiaceae. The transcript is spliced from 2 exons. Gene Ontology annotation, cellular component: membrane. The record is from RefSeq and is a predicted model, not a curated record. Gene Ontology annotation, molecular function: transmembrane transporter activity.
AUGGACAAAGACGCCAUCGAGCGACUCGGUCGGCAGCGACCCGAGCUGCUCAAGAACGCCUUUGCCGAGAUCGGCUUUGUCUCGGCCAUUGUGCUCAGCAUGAUGAUGUGCGAGUAUUUCGUGAGCGGCUUCAACAUUGUCCUCCCGGCCAUCUCGGAGGCGCUCCACAUCCCCGAGUCCAUCCGGACCUGGCCGGCCGGGGUGCCGAACCUGACGACGGCCGCCUUCCUCUUACCCUGUGCCCGCCUCAGCGACCAGUACGGCGCCCGCGUCGUGUUCCUCGCGGGCCACGCCUGGCUGCUGGUGUGGUCCAUCGUUGCCGGCUUCAGUGUAAGCCCGGACAUGAUGAUUGCGUGCCGGGCACUCCAGGGCCUCGGCGCCGCGGCCUUCAUGCCGGCCGGUAUUGCCCUUCUGGGUCAGACGUACCGGCCGGGGCCCCGCAAGAACUUCGUCUUUGCCAUCUACGGCGCCUGUGCCUGUUUUGGCUUCUACUUUGGCAUCAUCAUCGGCGGCAUUGGCGGCCAGCUGCUCACAUGGGGCUGGUAUUUCUGGAUCGGUGCCAUCUUUGUCGCCAUUGUCUUCAUACUGGGCAUCACCACAAUCCCCAGGGCACUGUCACUGGGGACUCCUGGCGUGACGAUGGACUGGCUCGGCACGGCCACCAUCGUGCCAGGCCUGGUACUGGUCGUUUUCGCGCUGACGGAUGGCGGGCACGCGCCGCAGGGCUGGGCCACGCCGUAUGUGUACAUCACCUUUGUUAUCGGGGCCCUGCUCCUCAUCGUGUCGGUGUACAUUGAGGGUUGGGUGGCCAAGCAACCCCUCAUUCCGCCGGAACUGUUCAAGCCAAAGUACAUGAAGCGACUGUGCCUGGCGCUGUUGCUCGCGUAUGGAGUGUUUGGCUUGUUCCUCUUCUAUGCCAGCUUUUACAUCGAAACAGUCCUCCAGGCCACUCCCCUCCAAACAGCGGCAUGGUUCACGCCGCUCGCCGUCGGCGGCAUGAUCCUCGCCAUCAGCGGUGGUUUCGUCAUGCACUUGCUUUCGGGACGGAUCCUACUCAUUAUCUCCGGCCUGGGCUUUACAGUCUCGUGUCUGCUCUUCGCGCUGAUCCCCGAGCGCACCCCGUCCGGGCCCGGCGGAAGUGGGAGCGACGGCGAGCUGCAGCCCUCGGUCGACUUCAUCUACUGGGCGUACAUUUUCUCGGCCAUGGUGACGGGCACCAUCGGCGUCGACAUCACGUUCAACGUGACCAACGUCUUCAUCACGACCGCCGUGCCGUGGAAGCUCCAGGCCACCGCGGGGGCCGUCAUCAACUCGCUCCUGUACCUGGGCAUCGCGCUGUGGCUGGGCGUCGCGGAGCUCGCGGUCGCCCUGUCGAACAGCGCGUACGCCAGCCGCCAGGGCGGCGGCGGCGCGGAGAUGCCCCUCAGGGAGCAGUACCAGAUCGGCUUCUGGAUCGGCGUGGCGCUCGGCGGCCUCGCCACGCUGCUCUUCCUGAGCGUGGAUAUCGGGCAGGCCGCCGCCGAGCUGACGGCCGACGAGAAGAUGGCGCAGGCGCUCGAGGAGGAGAGGCAGCAUGCCGAGCUUGAGAGGGCCCAUUCGCGGGCGCAAGAGGAACAGGAUGGUCAGAAGAGGUAA